Trachymyrmex cornetzi is the source of this 528-nucleotide messenger RNA. RefSeq lists its product as uncharacterized. Lineage: Eukaryota; Metazoa; Arthropoda; Insecta; Hymenoptera; Formicidae. The transcript is spliced from 5 exons. Bases 1 to 528 code for a protein of 175 amino acids. The record is from RefSeq and is a predicted model, not a curated record.
AUGAACCCGAAAACAAAGGUAGCGUUAGCCUUAGCGGUACAAUUAUUUGAAGGAGACACCUUUGAUGAUGAUUUACUUACCAUAGCAUGUAGUAAAUCGGGGGCAGCAUUAGGACAUUUGUGCGGCGAAGAAUGGAUCCAGUAUUACUUGGACUUUGAUUUUCACCAGCUAUUUCGGAUACGUAAAGACACUUUCAAAGAACUUGUCAAAGUUAUUGCCCCAAGAUAUGUGCCAAAAAUGCAACGUGGUGAUACCCCUGCUGUUACAGUUGAAAAGGCAACACUUAUGACCCUAUGGUACCUGGCCGGUCAGUCAUCAAUGGAGAGUUUGGGUGACCGGUUUGUGUGGCCUAAAGAUCAUGAAUGUGCAGUUGUAAGACAACAAUUUUAUGACAAAGCAGGAUAUCCAGGUGUGAUUGGUGCCAUUGACGAUUGUCACAUUGAUAUACUUGCUCCAGCUGAUGAUCAGGAUUCGUACACAAACAGGAAGAUGAAUCAUUCUAUAAUCCUACAAGGUAGUUCUUUGUGA